UUCAACAAACCAUCUUUACGACUUUGGCAGUACUGUUAUUAUGAAAAGCGUUUGCAUUGCUUUUUUUUUCACUGCCACCGUUUCCAGCUUCACACUUCUACUCGCCUGCGUGUUGAUAUUGACGUCGCUUCAGCUUUAGCUGCAGAGCUGCUCAGCCUUUCCCCGCUGCCUGUGAUCGAUCAAGAUGGAGAAAGCAGAGGCCACAUCGGAGCUCCAGUCCAGACUGUCGUCUCUGUCCGUUUCGUCUUUCUCCGGCAUCGCGUCCAAAACCUGUGACUCCAACCCGCUGGACAGGCUUCAAAGCACAGAUCUUUCUCAGCCCAUAAUACACCCUGACAACCAGAGCCAAAUGGAUGCCAACAGCAAUACCAAAGGAUUACAGCAACCAACCAAGGAUGAGUCAGCUGCAGAAGGAGACUCCGUGGAAAGUGGUACAGCUGAAAAAUCCCCCCACCCUGGAGAGAGAAACGCCUUACCACCUUUGCAGCCAGCCAACACAUGGACCUCUGUGUCCCUGAAAGAGUUGAAGGCUAAGCUGCGUCAGGAGAAGGACAGCGUGGUCACUGUUUACCGUGGAGACAUUAUGACUGUUCAUGUACCUACCAUCCCUGAGGCCAAGCACGUGUGCUGGGAGUUUGCUACAGAUGGCUACGACAUCGGGUUUGGGGUUUACUUUGACUGGUCGCCCGUUACCUCCCGAGCCAUAACGGUGCACAUCAGUGAGUCUAGUGAUGAUGAGGAUGAAGAUGAUGAGCUUGAAGCUGGACCCAUGGUUCCUGGAGAUGUGGAGAAAGGGUCUAAAACGUCAGUCAACUCUAAUUUGGGAGAGAUCCUUCCUGUGUACCGUCAGGAUAGUCACCUGGCUGUUCAAGGGGGUAGUCACAGUUUCCCAGGAGAAGGCACAUACCUCCUAAAGUUCGACAACUCCUACUCCUUAUGGCGGAAUAAGACUCUGUACUACAGAGUGUACUACAGUGCCUGAGGAACCAAGAGCACAUCUGCAGAUGAAUGUUUUUGAUAAUAUAUAUUUUUGAUCAAUAUAUAGAUAUAUAUUUACAACACUGUAUACAUAUCAUUCCUGCUAUUAAUUCAUACACUGAUUUUUUUUUUUUUUCUUUUGAUGCAGAUUUUAUUGUAUAAAUGCUAAGCCAAAAUCAGCCAAUCAUAUUUGUCCUAGUCUAUAUGAAAGGUUUUUAAACUUGAGAAUUGUAGAGCUUGGUCAGUGUGCAAAUAUAUUGUGUGUAUUUUUCAAAUGUGUGGAGAAUUUGUGACGUGCCGAUAUACAUGUUUUGUAUUUAUAUUGUCUUGUUGCACCACAACAUAACUGUGGUCUCAGUAAUCGGGUAAUACAGUGGUUCAGGGAAAGAUGCUUAAGCAAAUGAAUUAAUUGCUCAGUAGUAUGUGGUGAGGAAUAAAGAAGAAAAGGAUGGAAGUGUGAAUGUGUGAUGUGGCACUGGCCGUUACUGACUCAGGUGAUGAAUACUAAGGGAUAUUUUUCAUAUUUAUACUCCAUUCACAGACAAAACAGCCAGUGCUGAUCCUGCGUUGAUUCACCUGGGAUGCAUUGACAUGUUUAUUGUUGUAGCCUUGAGGUGCUUUUCUGUACACUAUCUAAUCUUCAUCUAAUCCAAAUACCAGUAGGGUUGCAGUGAUGCAGUUGCAAACCCUCGGAGUAACACAUUCAGAUUUUCACUUUUUUUUUUUAAACCUGGAUAUUCAACUUCCAUUAGCUCAGUCACUAGGGAUAUUGGCCACAGCCUUCCUUUUUAUGACUUAAGUGCAAACUAUUUCCUGUCACGAAAAGCCAAGUUGUAAUAUAACUAAUUCAAUAUUUACAUGACCCACCAGGUGCCAUUUAGUGGAUGGGGGGUUGGUGUGGUUUGGCACCUGUUUGCUUUCUGAAUGGUUGUAAAGGUUGAUGUGCUCUUAAACUAUUAUAGAAACAUAUGCUGCUUUAUCUAGGUCAGCUAAAUGAACAAUGUUCUACACAAAGCUCUGUUGACAAUCGUAGUGCUGUGCUGUAUUUUUCUGUUAGUUUUUUUUUUGUUGUCGUUGACCAAGAGUACCAAAACAAGUGUUGACUUGAGGGAGAUAACUGCUAUAAUGUGGGCAGUUCAGCAGCUUGAGGGAGUGUUCUGUUCAUACACCUGCACUCAGUUCACGCACACGUCCCUUUUUUUUUAACUUCUGUUCGUUUGCAUGUUUCCAAAGGGACCUUUCAAUUGUGCUGCUGAAAUACCCAAUAUUUUUUGUUUACCAUGCUCUUGUUUGUGAUGUAUGAAUAUCAUCAUUGGUCUUCUGCUUUUACUCUACUGCUUCUGCUUUUUAUUCAAUAAAUAUUUGUAUGUGGUA
Neoarius graeffei (lesser salmon catfish) is the source of this 2352-nucleotide messenger RNA. RefSeq names its product transmembrane p24 trafficking protein 8 (gene tmed8). Bases 185 to 982 code for a protein of 265 amino acids. The transcript has 6 exons. The record is from RefSeq and is a predicted model, not a curated record. Lineage: Eukaryota; Metazoa; Chordata; Actinopteri; Siluriformes; Ariidae. Gene Ontology annotation, cellular component: Golgi membrane.